This is a messenger RNA of Thyridium curvatum, 2478 nucleotides long. RefSeq lists its product as uncharacterized. Lineage: Eukaryota; Fungi; Ascomycota; Sordariomycetes; Thyridiales; Thyridiaceae. Gene Ontology annotation, molecular function: alpha-glucosidase activity. Gene Ontology annotation, biological process: carbohydrate metabolic process; N-glycan processing. The transcript has a single exon. The coding region runs from base 1 to 2478 and encodes 825 amino acids. The record is from RefSeq and is a predicted model, not a curated record.
AUGCAACUCAGGCUUGCUGCUGAGACAGAACCGCCCGAUUCCGCCGGCACUACGCAGCGCAAAUCUCCCAUCGUGGGCGGCGGCCGCAAUGCAAAGUAUCGCUUCACCGUGCUCGCAGACGGCCUCCUGCGCUACGAGUGGGCGCCAGACGGCCACUUCGAAGACCGGCCCUCGGUGUUCGCCACCCAGCGGGACAAGUGCCCGACGCCGGAGUUCCGCGUGGCCGAGACGGACGACACCCUCGAGAUCGCCACCGCGCGCUUCCGCCUCACCUACGACAAGCAAGAGUUCAGCCCGGGAGGCCUCUUCGCCGUCGUGAAGAACCACACGCAGAAGACGUGGCGGUACGGCGAGCCGCCGUCGCCGGGCGAGAACCUCGGCGGCACGGCGCGCACGCUCGACGGCGCCGACGGCGCCGUGGACAUGGGCCUCGGCGUCGCGUCGCGCCGGGGCCACGCCGCGAUCGACGACUCGCACACGAUGCUCUUCGACGACGAGGGGCGGCCCGCCACGCGCCGCCCGGGCCCGGGCCGCGUCGACGGCUACCUGUUCGCCUACGGGUCCGACUACCGCGCCGCCGUGCGGGCGCUGUACGCCGUCUCGGGCCCGGCGCCGCUGCUGCCGCGCUGGGCGCUGGGCAACUGGUGGAGCAGGUACUACCCGUACACCGCGGCGGGGUACCUCGCGCUCGUGGACCGGUUCCGGGCCGAGGGGGUCCCGCUGUCGGUCGCGGUGCUCGACAUGGACUGGCACAUCGCCGGCGGGGACCCGCGCGUGAGGCGCUCCGGCGCCAGCGGGUGGACGGGCUACACGUGGAACCGGGAGCUGAUCCCGGACCCGCCCGCGUUCCUCGGCGCGCUGCACGACCGCGGGCUCAGGACUACGCUCAACGACCACCCCGCGGACGGCGUCUACCCGUUCGAAGACCUGUACGAGCGAUUUGCAAAGGCUACGGGCCGCGACCCGUCCGAGAAGGAGCCCAUCCCGUUCGACGCCACGGACCGGCGGUACCUCGAUGCGUACUUCGACGUGCUCAUCGCGUCCCUGGAGAAGGACGGCAUGGACUUCGUCUGGAUCGACUGGCAGCAGGGGCCCUACUCGCGGCUCAGGGGCGUCGACCCGCUCUGGGUGCUCAACCACUUCCACUACGCCCACAACGCGCAGAGUCACAAGGGCCAGCACCGCCAGCACGAGCAGCCGCUCAUCCUCUCGCGGUACGCGGGGCCCGGCAGCCACCGCUACCCGGUGGGCUUCUCGGGCGACACGCGCGUGACCUGGGCCAGCCUGGCCUUCCAGCCCGAGUUCACGGCGACGGCGGCCAACGUCGGCUACGGGUGGUGGAGCCACGACGUGGGCGGGCACAUCGGCGGCGCCAAGGACGCCGAGCUGCUGGCCCGCUGGGUCCAGCUCGGCGCCUUCUCGCCCGUCGCGCGGCUGCACUCGACCAGCUCGCCGUGGGUCGCCAAGGAGCCCUGGCGGCUGCCGCGCGGCGACGCCCGGGCCGCGGUCGCGGGGUUCAUGCGCCUCCGGCACCGCCUGCUGCCGUACCUGUACACCAUGAACGCCCGGGCCGCGAGGACGGACGGCGCGGACGGCGAGCCGCUCGUCCAGCCGAUGUACUGGGACUACCCGGACUGCGAGGAGGCGUACCGGUACAGGCAGCAGUACCUCUUCGGGUCCGAGAUGAUCGUCGUGCCCAUCGUGUCGCCGCAGGACCGGCGCGUGGGGUUGGGCAGGGCGAGGGGCUGGCUGCCGCCGGGCAAGUACGUUGACUUCUUCACGGGGGUGGCGUACCAGGGCGGCCGGGAGCUGUGGUUCUCUCGCACGCUGGAGACAUAUCCCGUUCUCUUGAGCCAAGGCUCGAUAGUACCGCUUGACCGGGCGGAAACUCCGGAGUUCGGGGCCAGGAACCCAGAUGGCCUCGAGGUUGUCAUUGUCGUUGGGGCAGAGGGGAUAUUUGAUCUUGUCGAGGAUGACGAAGAGACUGGCGCGAGGAUGACAACGACGAUUUAUAUUGAACAGGACGAAGGUCUUAUCGGCAUCCGCCCAACGCUAGGAGUUCCUCAGGGGUCAAGGGCUUCCAGGAUUAAGCGCCACUGGGCACUGCGACUGAUAGGGUUCCGGGGGCAAUCUGAACCUGUGGAAAUCAUGGUCGGUCUCGCUAAGCCGACACAUGCGCAAACGUCCCAAGUGGCCAACGGUCUUGUCAUCGACAUCGGGUACAAGCUUCCAGAAGACAGUGUCGUGGUGUUCAUGAGCGACGACCCACAGCUCGCGCCCAACAAUGCGGUCUCGCUCGUUCGCGAAGUCGUGGACCGCGCAGAGGUAGAGUACGACCUCAAAGACGCCAUCUGGAAGCUGUUUGAGAAGCCAGAUACUCCUCGGUCCACGCAGAUAUCCGGGCUGGAGGCGAUCGACAUGAGCUCCGAGUUGCGGGUGGCGAUUCUAGAGUGCCUGCUGGCUGAUGCCUGCGAGUAA